Messenger RNA from Drosophila arizonae, 881 nucleotides. Its product is annotated as MAP kinase-activating death domain protein-like. The record is from RefSeq and is a predicted model, not a curated record. NCBI's taxonomy places the organism in Eukaryota, Metazoa, Arthropoda, Insecta, Diptera, Drosophilidae.
GCAGCAACAACAACAACAGCAGCAGCAACAACGAGUGCUGCAACUGCUAGCAGACAGCAGCCGGGCCAUAUAACCAUACGGCAUACGGUGCCCAUGCAGAAGCCCAGCAUCACCAUGUCCACAGUCCAGCCGCAAGCAAAGUUGCCAGCGGCUAUGGCCGCGGCCAGUCCGCAGUUGCCGCAGCUGCCGCCGCGCGUGCCCUCGCAGGCCUCCACAGAGAGCUGCUCGCCGCCAGCGAAGCUGCGCGGCCCGCCGCCCGGGCCGCCACCGGCCAUACCGCCACGCACGGGCGCCAUAGCGCGCAGCGGCUCGGUGCAAGCGUCGCCGAGCCGCAGCUUUGUGCGCCAGGCGUCGGCGAACUCAACGAUGCCGCAGUACACGCCACAGCCGCCGCCGCCAUUUGUCAUACCCAAGCGUUUGGCACGCGCCUCUACGCUGACAGCUGCAUCGCAGCAGCAGCACCACCACCAGCAACAGUCGCUGCACCAUCAGCAACAGCUGCCGCUGCACCAGCAACCGUUGCCCGAAACCGGCUCGAGCUCGACCUCGCACUCUCCUCAGGCCCAUCGCAAGCACUGACGAAGGAGUUCGUUCUUUAAGUUCAGCGGUGCGGGCGGCGGAGGCGGCCCCACUGGGGAGGAGCCGCAUCUGGAGCCGCACAGACGCGACGUCUGUCGCACCAUUUGCAUACCCUGGCUGUAAGCCAGCUAACGAACCGGGCAUGCACAGCUACUAGCUUCGGCCAGUCGAAGCUUUCGUAUCCUUGCAGAGUCUCAUUCAAUUAGUCUAGAAUUUCCUUGUUUCACACACUUGAUGUUCCUAUAAGGCUAACAAUCGUCCGAUAUGUAAGAAUAUGUACACACAUAUAUAGGUAAAAUAUA